Molecule: messenger RNA, 1522 nt
Organism: Saccostrea echinata
Lineage: Eukaryota; Metazoa; Mollusca; Bivalvia; Ostreida; Ostreidae
Exons: 4
Coding region: 154-639 (161 amino acids)
Source: RefSeq, a predicted model, not a curated record
UAUUUUUCUCUCCUUUAUUACGAAAACAUACAAUAUUUUUAUAAGAUUAUCCCCUGCUCUUUGGUUCUGCUUCUGUUGGGGUCUCGAAUAGGACUCGUGUACACCUGGAUAUCUUUGGCCUUUAGUCUCAGCACGUAGACAACAAUUUAGAAUAUGCAGAAAUGCUAUCAAACGGAGAUGCGUCAGAAUGAGGCACCUCCUUCCUACGAAGAGGCAACGUCCAGCAAUCCAUUUAUGGUUCCGCAAAUCCAGGGCUACACUCCAGUUUCUUGUGGGUUUAAUGGAUCCACGAUAGGUUCAACAGGAGAACCGCCACCUUACUCAGUGAAUUUCGAGGAUCUACAUGGAGGAGGAUUCACUUAUAGACAGUAUCCGUCAUAUCCUGCCGAUUAUCCUUCCAAUUAUCCUGCCAAUCACUAUCCACCUCCUCCAGGUUAUCCAGUUGUCAGUCUUACAGGAUCUUAUCAGGGUCAGAUAAAUGACAGAGAUUGCAGACAAGAUAGAAUCAUAGGUUCACUUUAUCAAGAGGACCCAGCUAUAGAGAAACAAAUGAAAAGAAGGAAGAUAAUCUGUAUGCUACUGGUUGUAUUCGCUGUACUUCUGGCAAUAUUUGCGAUAACCAAAGGGAUUCUGGAAUAAACAUUCGAGAAAUACAAGUUAAAAAACAAAAGUGAUUGAAAAAUUAAAUUAAAAAGGAUUACAUAAAAGUAUAACAAGUUGUUUAUAUAUCUGAAAAUUUUGUAGAUUUUUGAAAUACGUUCACACUCAAAGGCUGUGUGGUAGUUUUCCUUUAUUGCAGUACAUGUACCUUGAACGGUAUUAUACAUACUGAAUCUGUGUGAAUAAUCGGAGUUUAAUUAAAUACUAGUGUACAAAUACUUUUGAUCUAUUCAUAAUAUGUACUAUAAAAUAUUGUAUAUAUAAGAUUCAGAUGUAAUCUGAUAGAAAUGAUAUUUCAUUUGUUUGUUAGUUAUAAUUUUUACUUUGUUUUUAAUUAUCCAUUUGUUCACAUGUUACGAUUGUUUAAAAGCCCUGUGAGUUAAUUUUUGUCCUCUUGCAAUAUUCUUGCCAUGUAUGUAAGAGCAUAUAUUUUAAUGAUAUAUUUUUUUUUACCAUACCAUAAACUAUGCAUGUUUAACCUUUUGCCAGUGGUAUUUUCUCUUUUUUAAUGUGUUGUUUUCAUUCCAAAUGACUUUCGUGCUUUAUUAUGCUAUUAAUUUAAUCUGAUUUACAUAAUUUUAUAUUAUUCAUUUUUGUAAUAUGUCGGCGCCAGGAAGAAUCCGAAGAAAAUAUUACUGAUAUCUUUUACAGAAAUGAAAUGUAGAUUGUAUUAGAUUUUAUUUUUAUUUACCUGAAUGUACAGGAUUGUUUAAUAUCCUUAUGAAGAAGGCAUUUAAUUACUAGUAUUUCGACUUCCAGAGUACAUUUGUAUUUAUAUGUGUUGUUUAUUUUUGAAUUACAUACCCCCAGACAUUGAACAAAAGAGAAAUGGAUGUGCAAUAAAAAGAUUUUGUUCGAUUUA